AUGCGCCUAUGGAAAGGAAACCCACCGAACGAAGUAACCAAGGAAAAUCCUUUUGGUACAAGAAUUAUAUAGAGUUGGCUAAAUGCAGUUGGCGCGUCCACCCUAUCCUUCUGAAAAUCUCAAUUAUCAAUAGCAGACAGAGAACAAAACUUCUUUCUUUUUCUAGGCCAAAAAAAAUGGGUCCGACAACGUCCGAUGACAGAUCCCAAAUCUGCUUCUUCGAUUUAGAAACCACCAUCCCUGGACGGCGGGGCCAAGGCUUUGCCAUUCUCGAAUUCGGAGCCAUUUUAGUUUGCCCCAGAAGGCUCGUGGAGCUUGACAACUACUCCUCCCUGGUCCGACCCGACGACCUCUCUUAUAUUUCCCCUGCCUCCGUUCGCUGCAACGGUAUCACCCGAGACGACGUCGCUGUGGCACCUUCCUUUUCCGAAAUCGCCGACAAAGUCCACGACUUUCUCCAUGGAAGGGUUUGGGCUGGGCAUAAUAUAGUGAGGUUCGAUUGCGUGAGAAUAAAGGAAGCGUUUGAGAAGAUUGGUAGGCCGGCGCCGGAGCCUAAGGGAAUUAUUGAUUCAUUGGCGUUGUUGACUCAAAGAUUUGGAAGGAGAGCCGGUAACAUGAAGAUGACCACUCUUGCAAACUAUUUUGAGAUUGGAAAGCAGACACACAGGAGCCUGGAUGAUGUUCGCAUGAACCUUGAAGUUCUCAAGUACUGUGCAACAGUUUUGUUCCUGGAGUCAAGCCUCCCAGAUAUACUCACAGCAGACAUUGCAAUUUCCCCAGGACCAACAACAAGGAGUAGUAUUAAUAGCAAGUCAUCUCCUGAGGGACCUAGCCCAAACAUGCACACCCUUUCUUCAAGUUUAAUGUCUCAAAAUGUUCCAAAUUUAUCUCCAAUUGAACUAGAAAAUGGUGAACACCAUUCUAUAAUCUCUCUUCUGACUAGCCACACUGGAGUCGUUAAUUCAGAUGCAUCUGAUCCAGCUCAACCAGAUCCAUUUGACAUGGGUCUGCUCAGAAAUGAAAUAAAAACAGAGGCUCUUCAAUCAGAUGUCACCAUGGAAGAAAAACCUGAGCUAGAGUCUCCUAAGAUGUCUCCAGCAACAGCUAUUGCUGAAGGUUGCAGUGGUUUUGCAGGAUUCCUAGAGCCUGAUGAAGUUUCUAUAACUUCUAUCAGUGCAUCUCUGAUACCAUAUUAUCGUGGCACCCGCCAAAUAAAAUUGUUGCAAGAAGAUGUUGCUUUGCAGCUUUUUUGUUCUUGUUUGAGAGUGCGAUUUGGAAUCAGUACAAAGUUUGUUGAUCAGGCUGGUCGGCCACGUUUGAGCUUUGUGGUUGAUGCUUCUCCAAGUUUAUGUAGGGUUCUGGAUGCUUGUGAUUCUGUUGCAAAGAAACUUUCGGAGGAUUGUGGAAGCAGUUCUGAGUGGAGGCCUGUUGUGACCAGGGAUUAUCAUUACAUCAACAGCUCAACUGUGAGACUGCACCUACCUACUGUAGUCAAUGGGGAUGUUGCCCGAUAUGCCACAGAGAUACAUCAGAAAGACUGCUCUGGUACAGUGCAAAAACUUGUGUUUAGCAAAUUUGAUGCUGCAGAGCUUGGUAACAUAUUUAGAAAAGGGAUCUUUGUGGAUGCAUUCGUCAGCUUGGAUACUUAUGAUUAUCAGCAGAGCGCAGGUAUUCGUUUGGUGGCUAAAAAAUUGGUUAUACAUUCUGACUAGUUGGAGUAGAAAGGUAAAUUUCAGAUUGUUUCCAGAUAUGUAAUAGUGUUGUCUAUGUUAGCCUGACCCCAUACAUAUGAUUUGAUUUCUCACAUUCAUUCCUUUAGGAUGACAAAGCUCACUGAUACUUUGUACCAAAAAUGUAAAAGAGAGAGAUUGAUACUACUACUGACAAUUUAUGUAAUUGCAAUUUAACUCUAA
Durio zibethinus is the source of this 1913-nucleotide messenger RNA. Its product is annotated as protein NEN1-like. The record is from RefSeq and is a predicted model, not a curated record. Gene Ontology annotation, molecular function: nucleic acid binding; 3'-5' exonuclease activity. NCBI's taxonomy places the organism in Eukaryota, Viridiplantae, Streptophyta, Magnoliopsida, Malvales, Malvaceae.